Molecule: messenger RNA, 2117 nt
Organism: Neltuma alba
Lineage: Eukaryota; Viridiplantae; Streptophyta; Magnoliopsida; Fabales; Fabaceae
Product: putative glycerol-3-phosphate transporter 4
Exons: 3
Coding region: 178-1701 (507 amino acids)
Biological process (GO): transmembrane transport; phosphate ion homeostasis
Cellular component (GO): membrane
Molecular function (GO): glucose 6-phosphate:phosphate antiporter activity
Source: RefSeq, a predicted model, not a curated record
CCUCCAAUGCGCCCGUCUUUUUCUCCUUUGCAGUUUCUGCUACUCAUCUCUCAUCCUGAUACUUUCCCGACCCCUCUGCGUAUCGUACAGGCUUCCUGAAAAUUCAACCUUCGCAAAUUAUAUUACGCCACAGAUGAUUCCGGGCUUCAUCUGAAGUUCUUUCGCGUGAUCUUAAGCAUGUGUCAGCGUUCUGAAACAGCCAGGAGAACCCCACCUGGGAUUCUUCUCAUGAGAAGCGUCAGAGGCAAGGAUUGGCGCCUCAAAACCUACAGAUAUAUGGUCCUGAUGAUCACAUUCAUAGCAUAUGCUUGUUACCAUGCUUCUAGAAAACCCAUUGGCAUAGUCAAGAGCGUAUUGCAUCCUCACCCCAAUCCUAAGCUCACUCACGAUCCUAAGUUGAUUGGAGACGGAUGGGCGCCCUUUGAGGGCCCCGAUGGCACUUCGAAAUUGGGGGAGAUUGAUGUCGCGUUUCUGGCUUGUUACUCUUUGGGAAUGUACGUUGCUGGCCACUUGGGGGAUACUCUAGACCUUCGAUUAUUCUUAACCACGGGGAUGAUUGGGAGUGGAAUUUUUGUUGGGAUUUUCGGGAUGGGUUACUUCUGGACUGUUCACUCUUUCUGGUUCUAUCUCGUAAUGCAAAUGAUCGCAGGGUUGUUCCAGGCAACAGGCUGGCCUUGCGUUGUUGCUGUGGUCGGAAACUGGUUUGGGAAAAGGAAGAGGGGAUUGAUAAUGGGUGUUUGGAAUGCUCACACGUCUGUUGGUAACAUAAGUGGCUCACUUCUCGCUGCUAGUGUUUUGGAGGUUGGGUGGGGUUGGUCUUUCAUUGUUCCAGCAGCUUUGAUGGUAUUUGGGGGCUUAAUUGUUUACUUUUUCUUGCCUGCUUAUCCAGAGGACGUACAUUAUGAUGAAGAGGCUCAGCCUCAGACUACCAAAGGUAUUACGUCAGAAGGGGCGGCAGAAUUGGCUUCUGUAGAAGGCUCAGGGAGCAGAAAGAGUGUUGGGAUUUUUGAAGCAUGUAUGAUCCCGGGAGUAAUAACCUUUGCACUCUGCCUUUUCUUCGCCAAGCUUGUUGCCUACACGUUUCUGUACUGGUUGCCAUAUUACUUAAGUCGGACAGAAAUUGGUGGAGAGUAUGUCUCUGUAAAAUCUGCUGGCAACCUUUCAGCUUUAUUCGAUGUUGGGGGGAUUUUUGGAGGCAUUCUUGCUGGCUACAUAUCUGAUAGACUGCAUGCACGCGCUAUAACAGCAGCUAGCUUCAUGUAUGCUGCGAUUUUAUCUAUGCUUUUGUACCGAUUAUAUGGGAAUCUUUCUAUGAACCUCAACGUCGCACUUAUGGUGGUGACUGGACUAUUUGUAAAUGGCCCCUAUGCACUGAUCACCACUGCGGUUUCUGCCGACUUGGGCACACACAGUUCUCUUAGAGGUAAUUCUCGUGCUCUAGCUACUGUGACUGCCAUAAUAGAUGGCACUGGAUCAGUUGGUGCGGCUAUUGGCCCUCUUCUUACUGGCUUCAUUUCAAGAAAAGGAUGGGAUGGAGUUUUCAUUAUGCUCAUGUUGAGUGCUUUUGCUGCUGGCCUUCUUUUAUCGCGUUUGGUCAUAGCUGAAAUUGCUGAGAAAGCUGGCAAAUCAAUACCUUUCUCCAGUGAAAGGCACAACCCUGGAGCCCCUGCAUGUCGGCCCCUUCUAAAUGAGGAACGCUGACACACAAGUUUGACCUCAUGAACCUUCAGCAUCUAAAUUCUCGAGUUUAAUAAGAAAAAUAAAUUGCCAGACUUGGAUAGUGGUUCUGGCAGUAGCUAAUAAUAUGCUUCCUCUCUUUUUGUGAUGUAACUUUAUGUAUAAAAGUGAUAAAAGUUGAGACAUCGAUAAUGGCGUGUUCGUCUGACAAGUGAAGUAUAUAGUGUACAGAUACAAUAGGGGAGUUACUUUGGUGGUGAUUAUAAAGAUGGAGUCAGAAGCCAGGAGGCGGAAUUGAAGUUAAAUUUUGUGUGUGGUGUCCCUGAUGGAGGGGUCAAAAGCAAAGGCCAUCCCAGGAUCUUGUGAAUAGGAUGAAGACAAGAAGAAAUAACAUAAAUUAUAGGUCCCGUAUGCUACGAAAUAUUAAAAAUAAAGGAUAG